This is a messenger RNA of Priceomyces carsonii, 456 nucleotides long. RefSeq lists its product as uncharacterized. The record is from RefSeq and is a predicted model, not a curated record. The transcript has a single exon. The coding region runs from base 1 to 456 and encodes 151 amino acids. Lineage: Eukaryota; Fungi; Ascomycota; Pichiomycetes; Serinales; Debaryomycetaceae. Gene Ontology annotation, biological process: purine nucleobase metabolic process. Gene Ontology annotation, molecular function: hydroxyisourate hydrolase activity.
AUGUCUGUAGCACCUAUAACAUGUCAUAUAUUGGACACCACAAGAGGGAAACCUGCAAGGGAUGUUAACUGUCAACUUUUUUUUUUAUCUCCAUUGAUUAGCAAUCCUAGUGAAGAAGGGGCCUAUGAGCUUAAUGCGGAUGUUAAGCCGUUUGCUAUGAAUAGGACUGACAAAGAUGGAAGGAUUAAGAACUGGGUUUUGAGUCCUAAUCUAGAUGCUGUCACAAAAACAAAGCUAGGGAUCGAAGGUGACUAUAAAUGGGACACAUUGAGCCCAGGAAUAUACAAAAUUAAGUUCCUAACGGGUAAGUAUUUUUAUGACACUCAACAGACAGCUAAUCGUACCUUCUUCCCCUUUGUCGAAAUCGUAUUUCAGAUAGAUAAUCCUCCGGAUCUCCAUUAUCAUAUUCCAUUGCUAUUAUCCAACCAUAGUUAUACUACAUAUCGCGGAAGCUGA